AUGCUCAAGCUCGUUGCACUCGUUUGCCUGGUUGCAAUCUGCUUCGCUCAGGGACCACAAGGACCCCCUCCGUUCCUGCAAAGUGCUCCAGCGGCUGUUCAACAAGACUUCGACAAGCUCUUCGUCAAUGCUGGCUCCAAGACUGAUGCAGAAAUCGACAAAAUGGUCCUAGAUUGGGUUGGCAAACAAGAUGCAUCCAUCAAGACCGCAUUCGAUGCGUUCGUGAAGGAAGUGAAAGCCGCUCAAGCGCAAGGUGAAGCUGCCCAUCAGGCUGCUAUCGCCAAGUUCAGCGCAGAGGCCAAAGCGGCUGAUGCCAAGCUGAGCGCAAUUGCGAACGACAGGUCGAAGACAAACGCGCAAAAGGGAGCUGAGAUCGACUCGGUACUCAAGGGACUUCCUCCAAAUGUCCGCACAGAGAUCGAAAACGCCAUGAAAGGAUAA
Necator americanus (New World hookworm) is the source of this 441-nucleotide messenger RNA. RefSeq lists its product as uncharacterized. The record is from RefSeq and is a predicted model, not a curated record. The coding region runs from base 1 to 441 and encodes 146 amino acids. The transcript is spliced from 4 exons. NCBI's taxonomy places the organism in Eukaryota, Metazoa, Nematoda, Chromadorea, Rhabditida, Ancylostomatidae.